Messenger RNA from Alternaria atra, 897 nucleotides. RefSeq lists its product as uncharacterized. The coding region runs from base 1 to 897 and encodes 298 amino acids. The transcript has 2 exons. Lineage: Eukaryota; Fungi; Ascomycota; Dothideomycetes; Pleosporales; Pleosporaceae. The record is from RefSeq and is a predicted model, not a curated record. Gene Ontology annotation, molecular function: oxidoreductase activity. Gene Ontology annotation, cellular component: cytosol.
AUGGUGUCCAGCACUCCUCCCUUCCCCUCGCCCGUCAAGCGCUGGCACAACAAGGCUCAACCCUCCGGCGACCCUACCCUUGCAGCUCUCUCUCAGGAAGGCAAAUCAAUUCUCAUCACUGGAGGAGGUAACACUGGCAUUGGGGGAGAGACAGCGCGCUUCUUCGCUCGCGCAGGUGCCGCGCGUAUUGGUCUGCUGGGACGUCGUGAAGGCCCUCUGCUUGAGAACAAAGCCGUUAUCAAAAGGGAAUCGCCAGACACGACCGUCUUCAUUCAGAGCACCGAUGUCACCAACGAGACUUCAGUCAAUUCUGCCUUUGACAACUUCGCCAAGAAUGGAAAGAUCGAUACGCUUAUUCAUGCCGCUGCCGCCGUUGGACCCAAGGAGAACUUCGCUGAUGUCGACGGCCGCGAGUUUCUCAAAAGCAUCACUGAAAACCUCGAAGGCUCUUUGUGGGUCGCGAAGGCCUUCAUUCGCACGGCUGCACCGGAUGCUCAUGUCAUCGCCAUCAACUCUUGGGGUGCUCAUUUGAGUCUUAACAAUGCCUUCGCCUCCUACUGCGUUGCUAAGAUGGCUGUUUACCGCUUGUGGGACACUGUGCUUCUUGCGAAGCCGAACCUCAGCGUAUUUCACACCCAGCCUGGCGUUGUGCUCACUGAGAUGAACCUCAAAGUUGGCGGUGCGGACAGCUUCAAAGACGUUAAAACUGAUGAUGUUACUCUCCCAGCAAGCUUCAAUCUCUGGCUGUCAACCCCAGAGGCUCGCUUCCUCAAUGGCAAGUUCUUGUGGUGCAACUGGGAUAUCGAUGAACUCAAAUCUUGCGCCAAAGAGAUUGAGUCCGGGAGACUACUCAACAUUGACCUUGUUGGCUGGCCGUUCGGACCUACUGCCAACUGA